Messenger RNA from Physella acuta, 1629 nucleotides. RefSeq names its product gastrula zinc finger protein XlCGF26.1-like. Gene Ontology annotation, cellular component: nucleus. NCBI's taxonomy places the organism in Eukaryota, Metazoa, Mollusca, Gastropoda, Physidae. Gene Ontology annotation, biological process: regulation of transcription by RNA polymerase II. Gene Ontology annotation, molecular function: RNA polymerase II transcription regulatory region sequence-specific DNA binding; DNA-binding transcription factor activity, RNA polymerase II-specific. The record is from RefSeq and is a predicted model, not a curated record.
AUGGAGGAAAAAAAGGCUUACAAGUGUGACAUAUGUAAUGAAUAUUUUACAAAGCUUAGCAAAUUGAAGAAACAUCUUAGAAAUCACAAUGAAAAAAAGCCUAAUGAGUGUGACACAAAGAUUGACCAAUCAAAAAAAUACCCUAGAAAUCGUUUAGAAGAAAAGCCUUACAAGUGUGACAUAUGUGGAUUAAAGCCUUAUACUUGUGACACAUGUGGUAAAUGUUUUUUGCAGUUUUCAUGUUUACAGAGACACCUUCUAAUUCAUUCAGGAGAAAAGCCUCACAGGUGUGACACAUGUGGUAAAAGCUUCUUACAGUUGUCAAAUUUAAAGCAUCACCAUAGACAUCAUACUGGAGAAAAACCUUACAAAUGUGGCACAUGUGAUUCAUCAAACUUUCUUAGACACAUCAGAGUUCAUAAUGGAAUUAAACCAUACAAGUGUGACACGUGUGAUGAUAAGCCUUACAAAUGUGACAACUGUGAUAAAAGUUUUUCACAGCUUACUUACUUGAAAAUGCACCUGAGAAAUCAAAAUUUGGAAAAGCCUUACAAAUGUGACAAAUGUGAUAAAUGGUUAUCUACAAUUCUUUCUUUGAACAACCAUCUUAGAAUUCACACAGGUGAAUUACCAUACAAUUGUGACAAAUGUGGUAAAUCUUUUGCAAAAAAGAGCACUCUACUGACCCACUUAAGAAUUCAUUCUAAGCCUCAUAAGUGUGACAAAUGUGGCAAAUGCUUCAUGGAGCUAUCAAAGUUUCAGAAACACUGUGGAAUUCAUACAUGUGAAAAGCCUUUCAAGUGUGAUAAAUGUGGUAAAUGUUUUACACUCCUGACCAAUUUACAGAACCACUGUAAAAUUCAUUUAGCACAAAAGUAUUACUAUUGUAACAAAUGUGAUAAACAAUUCACAAGAAGUACAUCUUUGCAGAAACACCAUAGAAUUCAUACUGGUGAAAAGCCCUACAUGUGUGAUAAGUGUGGAAAAUGUUUUGCAUUCUUCUCCAUUUUACAGACACACAAUAGAAUUCAUACAGGAGAAAAACCUUUCAAGUGUAUCACUUGUGGGAAAUGUUUUAUGUCUUUCUCUGAUUUAAAGAGACACAAUGUAAUUCACACAGGAGAAAAGCCUUACAAGUGUAGUACAUGUGGGAAAUGUUUCACACGACUUGCAAGGUUAAGUAAUCAUUAUAGAAUUCAUACAGGAGAAAAGCCUUACAAGUGUGAUAUAUGUGGUCAGUGCUUCACACAUAUCUCAAAUUUAAAAAUUCACCAUAGACAUCAUACUGGAGAAAAACCUUACAAGUGCAGCACAUGUGGUAAAGUUUUCACAGAAUCUAACAGUUUAAUGAGACACCAUAGAGUUCAUACAGGAGAAAAACCUUUCAACUGUGACAAAUGUGGUAGAUGUUUCUCUUGGGCUUACAGUUUACGGAGACACCAUAAAAUUCAUACUAGUGAAAAACCUUACAAGUGUAGCACAUGUGGUAAAGUUUUCACAGAAUCUAAAAAUUUACUGAGACACCAUAGAGUUCAUACAGGUGAAAAACCUUUCAAGUGUGACAAAUGUGGUAGAUGUUUCUCUCGGGCUUACAAUUUACUGAGACACCAUAAAAUUCAUACUAGUUAA